Molecule: messenger RNA, 2619 nt
Organism: Dothidotthia symphoricarpi CBS 119687
Lineage: Eukaryota; Fungi; Ascomycota; Dothideomycetes; Pleosporales; Dothidotthiaceae
Product: tyrosine-protein phosphatase-like protein non-receptor
Exons: 2
Coding region: 1-2619 (872 amino acids)
Biological process (GO): protein dephosphorylation
Molecular function (GO): protein tyrosine phosphatase activity
Source: RefSeq, a predicted model, not a curated record
AUGUCUACACCUGCCGUUCCCUCUAGACUCAGAGGCUCCUCACAUUCGACGCACGCCGCCACUUCCCGCCCCAGAUCGACACAAAUGACGAGGCCAAGUACCUCCAUACAUCCCACAGUUGCACCCUCCCCUUUCACGCCCCUCAUGAAUGCGAUAGCGAAGACGCCGAGUCAUAUCGCGCAAAAUAACAAGAGUCCGGGCAAUGCAAGCCCGAACUACUUUGGACUGACUGUUAACGGGGACGGCGAUCACUUCUCUUCCAGCGCUGCACAGCACAUCCGUGGCAACUGGAGUCCACCGACGUCGAAUGUGCGCUCCACAGCCGCCGCCUCUCCGCAGAUGAUGCCAGUUGAGCAAAACCCUGCUUUCGAGCUGUUCAGGCGACAAUCCGAGAACAACAGAGGGUUCUCAUUGGGCAGUUUCGAAUUUGCAUCAGGUCAUUCCGCAACAUCAAAGGGUUCAUUCUUCCCUCCCGUACAGGCGUCGCCACAGUCGCCGCAAUCGACAGCCAUGCCUCCACCCCCCGCCAGUGCAAAGAACGAGACGAAAAAUGAGAGUAGCCACCCGCCCAAGCCACGUUCGCCAAAGCGGAUGCUGUCCACCGAGUCCACCAUGUUUCCAGACCGUCCACGACGCAAUUCUCCAGCAAGUUUCGAAGGUAUCAAACGCACAAACGCCAUAGCAGAGUUCGUGGAGAACCGAGACAUUCGAGCUUCACUGCCUCCAAAAGAUACCAUUUCGCAAUUGUCCCAGUCAAGUCGGUCUGAAACACUGCCUGCAAAGAUCGCAAACGAACACAAAACGGACGGGCCAACCUUGGCGACCCCUCAGCACAUUGUCAACAUCUUGGAAAGUUCGUCGGAUGAGAUUCUUUUGCUUGAUCUUCGAGUAUCCACACAAUAUGCCAAGAGCUGCAUAACAGGCGCGUUGAGUCUCUGUAUUCCUACAACACUCCUCAAGCGAGCUUCAUUCAACGUUGAAAAGCUAGCAGAAAAUUUCAAGGACGAGGAGCAAAGGCAAAGGUUCGAACGAUGGAGGAGUAGCAAGCACAUCAUAGUAUACGACGCCAGCUCUUCGCAACUCAAGGAUGCAACGACCUGUGUCAACACGCUCAAGAAGUUCACAGGCGAGGGUUGGUCAGGUGGAUGCUACAUCAUCCGUGGCGGCUUCAACGAAUUUGCACAGAAGUUCCCAUCGCGGAUUUCUCAGCAAGCCUCUGCCAGCCCGACGGCGUCUGCUCCGGGAUCCCUCAAACUCAACUCCAAUCUUCCUCUAGCCGCACCUGUCAUUGGCGGCUGCCCUAUGCCUGCUACUCAAAGCGCUGCAAAUCCUUUCUUUGGCAACAUCAGACAAAACAUGGACCUUAUCGGCGGUGUCGGCCAGAUGUCCCUGAAACACCCGGAAGAUAUGACCGAGUCGGCUGAAGAUGAACUGCCUCAAUGGCUCCAGAAAGCGGCAGAGAACAAGGAUAACGGAAAGAGUGUUUCGGACAAGUUCUUGAAGAUCGAGAGACGUGAACAGAAGCGCAUGCAAGAGGCUCUCUCGGGCACGGUCGUCUAUGGAACUCCUACUGGACAGGCUGCCACGAAAAAAAUUCAGAUCGCAGGUAUCGAGAAGGGUUCAAAGAACCGCUACAACAACAUCUGGCCGUACGAACAUUCACGCGUCAAGCUCCAGGGUGUUGGUGAUGGAAGCUGCGAUUAUGUCAACGCCAAUCACGUCCAAGCUACCUACUCCAACAAGCGUUACAUUGCUACUCAGGCUCCGAUCCCAACAACCUUCAACGAAUUCUGGAACGUUGUCUGGCAGCAGGACGUUCGAGUUAUCGUGAUGUUAACAGCCGAAUCGGAAGGUGGUCAGCAGAAAGCUCACAACUACUGGUCAGAAAAGCGUUACGGCUCGCUGCAUUUGAACACCCUAGGCGAACGAAGAGCAUCCCUCGAGCCGUCCAAGAUUCACCGACACCGAGAUCAGUCACGACCAUCACUGAACCAGCGAAAGUCAACCAACGCCAAACUCGCCAACUUCACCAAAGAAGCUACGACCGGCUCACCGACCGCCGAACAGCCCUAUGUUAUGGUCCGCAAAUUCACCUUGUCAAAUGACGCGGAGCCAUUCGCAAGGAUGCGAGAGAUCACACAAUUGCAGUACUCGCAUUGGCCUGAUUUUGGUGCUCCAGCCCACCCAACCCAUCUCCUCGGUCUCAUCGAGCAAACUGAUGCUGUCUCUCGCCAGGUCAACGGUGUCAACUCACCUUCUAAACCUGAACCAUCCAAUACCCGCCCAAUUAUCGUACACUGCUCUGCCGGCUGUGGUCGUACAGGUACUUUCUGCACUGUCGACUCGGUUUUGGAUAUGCUCAAGCGUCAACGACAAGCACGUGCAACGAGGGAGAGCACGCCCAUGGAAGUCGAUGCCGGCAACACUGCCAAGAACGAGCACAAGAAUGUUCGCGAACAAGGCAGCUGGGUCACAAAAGACGACAUGGAUCUCAUCGAGAAGACGGUCGAAGACUUCAGGUUACAGCGACUAAGCAUGGUGCAGACUCUGAGGCAGUUUGUCCUCUGCUACGAGAGUGUUAUGGAAUGGCUUGUCGACCAACAUCCCGAGACGGCGUAG